CAAAUCAAACAAAACUCGUCGGCGUUGUUGAGCGAAGUUCGAGCACGUGGUACUACUUUAACUGUUGCUCCUUUGCUGGUAAUCUACAAUUUAUAAAAGGCCCUCAUUGCUACAUACAUUCGUCGCGCGAUCCCCACCGUAUUGGAAGCUCGCUUCAUUCCUACUUGCGCUCGAAAAUUGCAAAAAUGUCUCAUCCUAAACAAGUUGGACAAUAUAAAUUGGGCAAACUUCUCAUUGAGGGUAAGACCAAACAGGUAUUCGAUGUUCCGGACCAACCUGGGUACUGCUUGCUUCUUAACAAGGACAGAAUCACCGCAGGCGAUGGUGUCAAAGCCCACGAUUUGGAGGGAAAGGCGGCUAUUUCCAAUCAGACAAAUGCAAAAGUGUUCGAAAUCUUAAAGUCUGCAGGAAUCAAAACUGCCUUCGUUAAGAUUGCCUCUGAAACUGCGUUCUUAUCCAAAAAAUGUGAGAUGAUCCCCAUUGAAUGGGUUACCCGCCGCCUUGCAACUGGCUCGUUCCUAAAAAGGAAUCCUGGUGUACCAGAAGGCUUCAGGUUCACUCCUCCAAAACAAGAGACUUUCUUCAAGGAUGACGCAAACCACGAUCCCCAAUGGUCAGAGGAGCAAAUCAUUUCAGCCAAAUUCAAUUAUAACGGUCUUCUAAUCGGUCGCGACGAGGUCGACUACAUGAGAAAAGCUACGAUUCUAAUAUUUGAAAUCUUGGAGAAAGCUUGGGCUUUACGUGACUGCGCACUUAUUGACAUGAAAAUAGAAUUCGGAGUCGAUACAGAAGGUAGCAUUGUAUUGGCGGAUGUCAUCGAUUCUGACUCUUGGAGAUUGUGGCCUUCCGGUGAUAAAAGAUUAAUGGUUGACAAACAGGUGUACCGGAACCUCACAACGGUGACUGCAGCUGAUCUAGACACAGUCAAACGCAACUUUGCUUGGGUGAAAGACCAGCUUGAUUUCUUGAAGCCGACGAUCCACCACAAAGUUGUCGUCUUUAUGGGUUCACCAGCCGACCAAGAACAUUGUCAGAAAAUAGCUAAAGCUGCCCGUGAACUUGGACUGGAUGUCGACCUUCGCGUGACAUCAGCCCACAAGGCCACUGAAGAAACCCUUCGCAUUAUGCAGCAAUAUGAAGAUACGCAUGGUGCUCUCGUGUUCAUUGCUGUAGCAGGACGAUCGAACGGACUUGGGCCCGUUCUUUCUGGGAACACUUCCUACCCUGUCAUCAACUGCCCACCUCCUUCCGAUAAACUUGUACAGGACAUCUGGUCGUCCCUCUCCGUACCGUCUGGAUUAGGAUGCGCUACAGUAAUUUAUCCUGACAGUGCUGCACUAAUGGCUGCUCAAAUAAUCGGCCUUCAGGACUAUUUAGUGUGGGGACGUCUUAGAUCCAAACAACUUGACAUGGCACAUUCACUAAGACAAGCGGAUAAGAAGCUCAGGAACCAAACAGCUUAAUGUAUAACAAAAUACAAAAUGAAAAAUAAUAUGCAAGUGCCAAGAUUAGUCAGUCGUACUAUAAAUAAUAGAAAAAACAAUCAUAUUUUUACCAAGAAUAAUGAAAUGUUUUAUAAGUAUCAUGAAUGUUGUCUGUUUAAGUUGAACAUUCCAUAUUAUACUUAUUUCAUUAAAGAAAUCUUGUAAAGUUGUAA
Messenger RNA from Bombyx mandarina (wild silkworm), 1657 nucleotides. It is a transcript of the gene Paics, whose product is annotated as PAICS bifunctional enzyme. Gene Ontology annotation, biological process: 'de novo' IMP biosynthetic process. The record is from RefSeq and is a predicted model, not a curated record. Gene Ontology annotation, molecular function: phosphoribosylaminoimidazolesuccinocarboxamide synthase activity. NCBI's taxonomy places the organism in Eukaryota, Metazoa, Arthropoda, Insecta, Lepidoptera, Bombycidae. Gene Ontology annotation, cellular component: cytosol.